Messenger RNA from Entelurus aequoreus (snake pipefish), 2557 nucleotides. It is a transcript of the gene fndc7a, whose product is annotated as fibronectin type III domain containing 7a. The record is from RefSeq and is a predicted model, not a curated record. The transcript is spliced from 13 exons. Gene Ontology annotation, molecular function: protein binding. Bases 4 to 2403 code for a protein of 799 amino acids. NCBI's taxonomy places the organism in Eukaryota, Metazoa, Chordata, Actinopteri, Syngnathiformes, Syngnathidae.
UGCAUGGCUCAAAAUGACAUCUCUUUCUCCGUGUUCACGGUCACGUCCAAAAGUGUGACCAUGCAGUGGACGGGACACAGCGGAGCCACGUCCUACAAGAUCACAGCGACAUCCAAAACCUCUCCAGAGCGCUCGUUUUUUACUCAUUUCGGCGCUGACACAGUGAUGGGCUCGGUCAACUCUCUGUCGCCAAACACGGUGUACACCAUGCACUUGGAUGCCAUGGACCACGCCCUCAACGUGCUGAGCAGUGCAGAGACUGAAGAGACCACAGCCCCAGAGGUGCCCAGCAUUGAACAGGCCUACUCCAAGCACAGUGACAGCAUCACCGUGGAGUUCACAGAGGUUGCCGGAGCGACCGGCUACAUCCUGAGGGCCGUGUCGCAGAGCCGUGAUUUCUUCUCUGAGACCGCCGUGAACAGUUCCCCGGGCACCGUGGUAAAGCUUCAUCCCUACACAGACUACAAGCUGAGCGUCAUGUCCAGCAAUGCCGGGGGACGCAGCCAGCCUUCGUACCCCAUCAAAGCCAGGACAGUGGUCAAGGCGCCCGAGUUGAACACCACAUCCCCUGAUGAUGGCACUAUCCUGGUCACCUGGUCUCCCGUUGAGUACGCCGUCCUUUACUCGCUCUGCAUCAUUGAGCAGGGCUCCAGCUCACGCCUCAAAGUCAACACCACUGAAAACACCGUGACCUUUGAUGAUCUUGAGGCAGGGACCACCUAUUGCAUCAAAAGUACAGCUUGGGACGCUGAAGGCCGCGUUGGUGACGACCUCACCAUCUGCCAGAUCACACGUCCGCCAAGUCCAGAUUUGGUCCACGUUCAGGUGACUCUGGGCCGGUCUCUUGGCAUCGCGGUGUACUGGGUGUUUGUGCAGGGAGCUGAGAACUACUUGGCUUGGAGUACCAACGGCCAAAACUGCACCGCCACAGCUAAUACCUACUGUUACAUCACUCCUAUGGAGUGUGGUCAGAAUCACUCUGUCUCUGUCAUUGCCUUCAACUCAGCUGGACCCAGCAGCCCUUCACCACCAGCUGACUAUGUUACAUACCCAUGUUCUCCAGACAACAUCUGGGUGGAAGAGCCCAACGCUGGUAACUGCUCAGUGGUGUGGGAUGAAGUACCACUGGUGGAGUUCUACAUGACCUUCAUAAAGAGGGACGACGGUACUGAGAAGUUAUGCAACACCACAGGAACCAGCUGCCACUUUUUCUGCAUGUGUGGUUACACCUACCUCACCAGCGUCUUUCCCUACAACCAGGCUGGCUCGAGCCCCUAUGCAAAUGUGCAGAACUACACCACCAUUCCAUGCUGCCCAGAGGGUGUUUCUUUAAAUUCCGCUUCCACAGAGACCCUGGAGGUCAUUUGGUCACCGGUCAAGGGGGCGGAGCUCUAUGAGACGACCGCAGUGCAGGCCAACGAAACCAUCCACUGUAAUGACACAGAACCUGUGUGUGCACUGUCUGAUUUGAGGUGCAACGCAAUAUAUUCCGUAGUGGUCACACCUUGCAGCGAGAUACAGGGGUGCAACCGCACUUGCAUGCCACACGGUCACGAGACAGCUCCUUGUGCUCCAGAUAUUCUGAAUAUGACUCAGUCCAACAACUCAUCCUACACAGUCCUCUUGACAACACCCAACAACCAAAAUACAAAUUAUACCGUCACCGCUGUCGGACGCUACGACACCCACACAUGCCAUGGAGGAAACAGCUCCUGUGAGCUAACGGAGCUGCCCUGUGGUUUGACUUAUGAGGUCACAGCCGUAGCCACCACAACUGCAGGAACAAGCCUAACUGGAUACAGUAAAAUCUUAGAAACAGGUCCUUGCUGCCCAACAUCUUUGAAUGUGAGCCAGGUCACACAGGCUAUGACCAACGUGACAUGGUCGGCUGGGUAUGGAGCCCAUUCUUUCAUCGCCACUCUGACGUCACCGCGUGGACACGCAAAGUGUCACACUAUGGACAUCCACUGCUUGAUGGGAUGUAUCACUUGCGGUACUAACUACAGUGUCACCUUAGAAGCCAUCAGCCGCAGUGGACACAUGUCAGAGUGCAAAUACCACGGCUUUUCAUCGAGUGCCUGCUGCCCGACCUAUGUUAAACUAUACCGUUGGGCCAACAACUCCCUAAGGGUGUACUGGCGCACCUCCUGGAGCCCCCAGGUCCAGCAGCACGUAGUGGAACUGUACGGGACUGCGGCCAACUACACGUGUCUGGCGCCCGCCAACAGCAAAUACUGCGACAUCCAAGAGGAGACAUGCGGUGAUGUCUACACGGUGGUGGUAGCGCCGGUUGGACCUGACGGCGUAAAAGUGGGCUUCUGCCAGCAGAGGACAUACUCAGUUCCCUGCAAAGGACUUAAUGCUGCCAUUGUGAUCUCUCGAGGGAGAAGAAGCAUAAAAUAAAGCCGGGAGCUUCCCAACGACACCCCGACGCGGAGGAGGACUGUGUUGACAUCCAAUGUGGACAUGCAUGAAUGAAAUAUUAUACUCCUGUUGUGCUUCAGUGAUGUUUGCAAGAAGACAUGCAUGAUAAGAAAGUACAAACCCACUAAGAAAU